Morone saxatilis (striped sea-bass) is the source of this 1084-nucleotide messenger RNA. RefSeq names its product transcription factor HES-7.1-A-like. Gene Ontology annotation, biological process: regulation of neurogenesis; anterior/posterior pattern specification; regulation of transcription by RNA polymerase II. The record is from RefSeq and is a predicted model, not a curated record. Gene Ontology annotation, cellular component: nucleus. Gene Ontology annotation, molecular function: RNA polymerase II cis-regulatory region sequence-specific DNA binding; protein dimerization activity; DNA-binding transcription factor activity, RNA polymerase II-specific. NCBI's taxonomy places the organism in Eukaryota, Metazoa, Chordata, Actinopteri, Moronidae. Bases 1 to 699 code for a protein of 232 amino acids. The transcript is spliced from 3 exons.
AUGAAACUGUUACAGGACAUGGAGGAUGCACCAAACCAAAGAAAGUUCAUAAAAUCUCAGGUGGAGAAACGUAGAAGGGAAAGGAUGAACCGCAGCCUGGAGUGUCUGAGGACCAUGUUGCUGCAGGAACCACAACAACUGGGUGGGACUCAGCACAGAGUGGAGAAAGCUGAGAUACUCGAGCACACAGUCCUCUUCCUCCAGAACACUGUCAAAGGAGACAACACAAGAGCUGGAGGUGGUGGAGGUGGAGGUGGAGGCCAGAAACACUCCUUCCAAGACGGCAUCUCCACCUGCCUGCAGAGAGCUGCUCAUUUCCUGGGACCCGAGGGUAAAGGCCUGUGGCUAGGAGCAGCGCUGGAUGCAUCUUUUGCUGCUCGCUUCUCCCGUUCAGACUCUGACUCUGCAGGCGUCCAAAGGAGAACCGAAGCUCAGUCCUCCUCCAGCUCUCUGCCGCACACAAAGUCCCUUCUUCGGAUGCUGAGGCAAAAGUCCAAGCACAGACUGCAUUCACAAGCCUUCAGCGUGAACAGUUUUGCUCAUCCGUACCCACUUCCAGUCCAGCAUGGGUUUCCCAGAAUACCCCAACAGCCUCAGAGACAAAAUGAGCUUGAGAUCAGGGUGGAGGGACAAGCAGGCAAACAGAGCCCGUCCCAGAGCCACCCAGUUAGCCAGACAGUGUGGAGGCCCUGGCCUUGAUCAUCAGACAGUCAACUCUGAAAGUGAAUUUGUAAUGACUCUAACAACUGAUUCAUAUUCACCAGUGCCAACUGUACUGUUCCUGAAAGAACAUGGACUUGCAAGCAAUGGCCUCCAGUCUUCUGAUGACGCAUGAAAGUGUUUGCUAUUCACCUCAAAGCCUGUAAAUAAUGUAAAAAUGUCAUUUGUACAUGUGCUGUGUGUGUGAUAGGGUUGACUCACUACUAUUGUUUAAUGGUUUCGAAUGAGCGCAGUCAGUUGGGCAGCCAUCAAUUCUGCUGACAGGCACAGGGACUCACCCAGACUGGGACAGACGUGAGCUGGAUCAUGUGGUUGAGGCUGAGCCGUCCGGCUGGAACUGCUGCUGUGCUCAAGAGCAAGUUUA